Messenger RNA from Copidosoma floridanum, 2483 nucleotides. RefSeq names its product Synapse-associated protein 47kD (gene Sap47). Lineage: Eukaryota; Metazoa; Arthropoda; Insecta; Hymenoptera; Encyrtidae. Gene Ontology annotation, biological process: regulation of short-term neuronal synaptic plasticity; TORC2 signaling. The record is from RefSeq and is a predicted model, not a curated record. Gene Ontology annotation, cellular component: cytoplasm; synapse; nucleus.
UCGCGCAUCCGUGAUAUCCGUGCGUUGCGUUUUUCUCUAUCUCGCUUCUAUACUUCAUCUCUUCUCUUCUCUGUCCUUUUUACUAGCCCUACAGUGCCCUGAACUGAUCAGUAAGCAAGAGAUUCUCUUGCUGCGACAGUCGUUUGUCUCGCCUCACUACCUCCGAGUCAUCGUCGUUGCAGUCACGAUUUCUACCUAUACCUAUAGUCCUUAAAAACGACGUAUAGAUCUUGAUAUAAAACAAGAGGAAGCUUCGCGAGUGUUGUCCUUACCCACAAGUGCGCGAACAAUUACAUAUAGUGUGCCAACCAUUGUUUAAAAAACAGCUAACAGGAGGACGGCAGCAGAAGUACAGGGGGAAGCGAAGGAACUUUUUGUUCCUUGCUUUUGGAUUUGAGAAGAGAAAAGAAAGAAAUAGGUACAACAAGGAUCAGGAGCCAGGUGCAGUGCAGGUUGCAAAGAGAGGAGCGACAAGAAGAUACAUUAUAGCCUACUCGGUGGGGCGAGUUGUAUUUGUAUAAAGGAAAAAUAACAAGUUUUGCAAGGUAGGCUGCAGCAGCGCGGCAGACGUCAUGUUCUCCGGGCUGACGAACCAGGUGUCCAACUGGAUGGGCAAAAAGGCCGAGGACGGGAGCGAACUACCGGCCGAUCAACAGCAGCAGCCUCCAACUGUAGAAAAUGCUGCCGAAGGGGUUGACCCUGCUGGAAGCGGUGGCGUCGGCAGCAAGCUGGAGAUGCUGGCGGGGGUGAAGUCGCAGGUGGCCUCGUCGAUGAGCGGCUGGCUGAGCGGCGGCAUACCCGGUCUGAACCGCGGGGCCGGGGGUGCGGCCGGCGAGGAUCAGAUGGCGGAAGGUGUCGGCGCGGAGGGGCCCGCUGUGGGAACGACGGCGGGGGAUCAGGCGACGUCUUCUGGCGACGGCGCGACAGAUAACGUAAAAGACGAUGACGCUAGCAGGUGGGUCGCAGGCGCGACCGGCGGCGCUGACAGCGGACCUGGAAGUCUCGGCGGCACACCGACCGAGGAAGGACAGCAGCCCUUCGGUGCUGUGUCGACAAAGGCCCUGGCCGGCGCCAAGAGCCUGGGCGGCUUCCUCUACAGCGCGGUAAACAAGGCCGGGAAAUCCGUCGCCGAGGCUGGCGCUAAAAUCAAGAAGACCGUCGAAGAAAACAAACAACCGGCUCUCGAUGCGAUGUCGCAGGUGGUGAACAAUCAGAUACGAAUGGAAGAGGACAUUCGCGAGAGACUGAUAGCCGAGCUGAACAAGGAGCAGGAGGCGUUCAUCGCGGGCAAGCCGGGCGAGAAGGGCGAGGCGGUCGCCCCGUGGAUCGGCGCGCCCAACGAGGAUGCCCUGCGCGAGGAGUGCCUGGCGCUCUCGACCGAUCGGCGUAACUUUGUGAGAGCACCGCCACCGGGUGUCGAUUUCCCCUGGGAUUUCGAGGCCGUGCAGCCAAUGGCGCAAGCAACCCUAGCCCUCGACCCCAACCUCGAGACCAUGAGGUUCGAGCUCGUACCCAAAGUAAUAUCCGAGGAGAACUUUUGGCGCAACUACUUCUACCGGGUGUCACUGCUCCGUCAGAGCCACGAGAUGAACGCGAUGGCCAGCGAGUCGACGGAAAGCAAUCCUGGCCAGUUCGCGUCGAGCGACAGCGUUGAGCAGACCCAAGUAGUAGGGUCAUCCGGCGAGACGAUAAAGGACGGCCCCGGAGCGUCAUCAGCCUCGGCGAGCAAGACGAGCCAAGCGAAGGACGAGUCGGGCGCAAAAGAUGGGCUCGAGGAGGGCGUGAAAAAUCUCGGGAUCCAGUCGCGGAACAAAGAAGAGGAAUGGGAGCGCGAGCUAGAGGCCGAACUGAAGGACUACGAGGUGGUGCCAGGCAGUCAGGAUUCAAAAUCAAAGGACGACUGGGAGGACGAGGGUCAAAUCGACGAUUUCCUCAACGAGGACCUCAAGUGAACGAAUUAAUCCUCUGUCGAAAAUCCACCGACACAUACACACGUUAACGAUAAUAGCUUACUGUUAUUUUUCAAAGAGUACGCGGGAAAGAAAAAUAAAUAAAUAUCGAGCCAAGGGUAAGGGUAUAAUUAUGUGAGCGCACUUUUACCUUUUUUAGCUUUUCAAUCGAGGGUUGCUUCAACGAGUGAUUUUUAGAGAGUAUAUUGCGACCGAGGGUUGCUUGCGAAAGAGCUUGGCUCAUAGUAUUGCAUCCAUCGUUACAUGUUUACUGUAUAAAGAGGCUGUUUUAUUUUUCAAGUUAAAGAAAUUCUAUAAACAUCUCGAAAAAAUUGCAUUGUCAUCAAAAGACGUUCUUGUUCUGACUUUUUAUUUUUUAAUUUUACGUAUCUGUGCGUUGCUGAAAAUCUUUAAAAUAAAUAAAUCAAUAAAAGUCAUCAAACAUUGUAUAUACGCUUUGUUAUAGUUCUGUGGGUAAAGAAGAACUAAGAAUUGAAAGAAAAAAUCGUCUUAUAAAAAAAAAAAAAAGAUAAU